CAAACAAAGUUUCACAUUGUCAUCCAUCUGUUAGCCGAUAAUAUACAAGUAUACAAGAAAAGCAAAAUAAAAUGAGCUCCCGAAUAAAUCUUCUUAAUAGUGAGAGUGGGACGCUAAAUUUCCUUAAUACUAUAAAUAUCCACUCCAUUUAUCCAAAGUUCAAACCUCACCCAAUAAAUAUCCAACAAUGGCAGAUCCUUAUGAAUUCCUAAUGUGCAUUCACGAUCCUGAAGAAGAUACCCUAACAAGAAAUUUUCCAAUUCCUGCUACUCCCUUAGAUCAAAACACCAAAGACAUUUCUUUAAAUCUUGAUAGGAAAACCUCACUUCGAAUCUUUCGACCCCCAACCGAAGAAUUUUGUGUAACAACAAAUAAGUUGCUUCCUAUCAUAAUUUACUUCCAUGGUGGAGGUUUCGUUCUUUUCAAUGCAGAUUCAACUAUAAACCACGAUUUUUGUCAAUCGAUUGCUACACAUUUACCCGCGCUGGUCGUUUCUGUAGACUACCGUCUUGCUCCUGAAAACCGACUUCCCGCUGCCUAUGAUGAUGCUGUUGAUGCUUUAAACUGGGUCAAAGACCAAGGUUUAGGCAAACUAAAUAAUAGUGAAGUAUGGUUAAAAGAGUAUGGUGACUUCUCAAAAUGUUUCAUUAUGGGGUGCAGCUCGGGUGGUAAUAUUGCAUAUCAUGCCAGUUUGAGAGCAAUAGAAAUGGAUCUUGAACCAGUUAUAAUUAAUGGAUUAAUAUUACACAGCCCUUUUUUUGGUAGUCUUCAGAGAACUGAAUCAGAUUUAAAAGUGAUCAACGAUCAAGACUUGCCGCUUGCGGUAAGGGAUGUCAUGUGGGAACUGGCUUUGCCGCUUGGGUCUAGUCGUGACCACGUUUAUUGUAAUCCAAAUAUUGCCAACGAUGGAUCAUCAUCCGGAAAUAUGGCUGGGUUAAUCAAAAGAUGUUUGGUGAUAGGAUUUUAUGGGGAUCCACUUAUUGAUCGACAAAUUCAGCUCGUGAAGAUGUUGGAGGAAAAGGGUGUGAAGGUUGAAACUUGGAUUGAACAAGAAGGCUAUCAUGGAGUACCAUGCUUUGACCCUAAGAUACGUGAAACGUUGUUGGGAAAAAUAAAAUAUUUUAUUUGAUUCAGUUUAUCUUAUAUUAUUACUAAUAAACAACGAAUUAUACGAAAGCUUUCGGAAAACGUUUUCAGAUGUGGCUAAUAAACAACGUUGUACGUGAAAAUGUGGCUAAUAAACAACGAAUUACUAAUAAACAACGUUGCACGUGAGCUUGUUGAUGUAAUUUCUCGCUUCACCUUUCUUUUUUCCAAUUUUUUUUCGCGUUUAUUUCUUUUUAAAACUGUUGUUGCUUUGUGUCUUAUUUCCUGUUUUUGAUUCUACGCUCUCCAUUAAUAAAU
This is a messenger RNA of Papaver somniferum (opium poppy), 1404 nucleotides long. RefSeq names its product carboxylesterase 1-like. NCBI's taxonomy places the organism in Eukaryota, Viridiplantae, Streptophyta, Magnoliopsida, Ranunculales, Papaveraceae. Gene Ontology annotation, molecular function: hydrolase activity. The transcript has a single exon. Bases 188 to 1129 code for a protein of 313 amino acids. The record is from RefSeq and is a predicted model, not a curated record.